Hibiscus syriacus is the source of this 1567-nucleotide messenger RNA. Its product is annotated as allene oxide synthase 1, chloroplastic-like. The record is from RefSeq and is a predicted model, not a curated record. Gene Ontology annotation, molecular function: monooxygenase activity; iron ion binding; oxidoreductase activity, acting on paired donors, with incorporation or reduction of molecular oxygen. Gene Ontology annotation, cellular component: chloroplast thylakoid membrane; chloroplast envelope. The coding region runs from base 46 to 1551 and encodes 501 amino acids. Gene Ontology annotation, biological process: jasmonic acid biosynthetic process; sterol metabolic process. The transcript has a single exon. Lineage: Eukaryota; Viridiplantae; Streptophyta; Magnoliopsida; Malvales; Malvaceae.
CUUUCCAAAACCAUUUACAUUUUCAGUAAUUCUUACACCCUCCUAAUGGCUUUUCCGAUUUCAGACUUGCCGACGGAGAUCCGAGCUGUGGUUGCGCCGCAGUCGGUGACGGUUUGCGAGCCCGGAGAAACCAGGCUUCCUUUGAAUCAAAUUCCAGGGGAUUAUGGGCUUCCUUUCAUUGGUGCAAUCAAAGACCGACUUGAUUUCUUCUACAACGAAGGUCGAGACGAGUUUUUCAAAUCCAAAAUCCAGAAAUACCAGUCAACCGUGAUUCGAACCAAUAUGCCACCCGGUCCUUUCAUCGCUUCCAACCCUAAGGUUAUCGCUCUCCUCGACGGGAAGAGCUUCCCCGUUCUUUUAGAUGUCUCCAAAGUUGAAAAAAGAGACGUUUUAACCGGCACUUACAUGCCUUCAAGGGACCUCACCGGCGGGUAUCGGAUGCUCGCAUACCUCGACCCUUCCGAGCCCAAACAUGCCAGCCUCAAACAACUUAUCUUUUUUCUAUUAAAAUCUAGCAGAGAUAAAGUGUUGCCCCAGUUUGAAUCUUGUUAUGCUGAGUUAUUCGAAACGGUGGAGAAAGAAGUCGGUGAGAAAGGCAAAAGCAGCUUUGAGCCACCUAAUGAGCAAGCUGCGUUUAAAUUCUUGAGUCUGGCUUUCUUUGGUUCGAAUCCGGCUGAUACUAAACUAGGAGUUGACGGUCCGAGUUUGGUUAAUAAAUGGUUACUGUUUCAACUCCAUCCAAUUCUCUCACUUGGUCUCCCAAAAUACAUUGAUGAUAUUUUACUCCAUACUUUUCCCCUUCCGGCGUUUCUCGUUAAAAAAGAUUACAAAAGACUGUAUGAUUUCUUCUACGAGUCGUCUGGUUUCGUUCAAGAUGAAGCAGAGAAAAUGGGUAUUUCACGAGAAGAAGCUUGCCAUAAUCUGUUAUUCACCGCAUGCUUUAAUUCCUUUGCCGGCAUUAAAGUCUUCUUCCCCAUCAUGGUUAAAUGGAUUGGCAGAGGUGGAGGGAAACUACACACUGAACUAGCACAGGAGAUCAGAUCAGUCAUUAAACUUAACGGUGGGAAACUAAGCAUGGCUAUCAUGGAACAGAUGCCGUUAGUGAAAUCUGUGGUGUACGAAGCUCUACGUAUCGAACCUCCGGUUCCGUAUAUGUACGGGAAAGCGAAGAAAGAUCUUCUGAUCGAGAGCCACGCCGCCGUUUAUGAAGUGAAAGAAGGAGAGAUGUUGUUUGGGUACCAACCAUUUGCGACGAAAGACCCGAAAAUAUUUGAGAGAGCUGAGGAGUUUGUCCCCGACAGGUUCAAGGGAGAGGACGGGGAGAAGCUGUUAAAGUACCUGCUUUGGUCGAAUGGACCCGAGACCGAGCAUACAACGGCGGCGAAUAAACAGUGUGCCGGCAAGGAUUUAGUGGUGCUGGUGUCCAGGCUCUUUGUGGUGGAACUUUUCAGACGUUACGACACGUUUGAGAUAGAACUCGGGGAGGCGUCCUUGGGGGCUGCAGUUACAAUAAUAACGUCGUUGAAACGAGGAAGCUUUGAGAGAGAAUAAUAUUUGUCUAUGUAAA